Messenger RNA from Paramormyrops kingsleyae, 3516 nucleotides. RefSeq names its product phospholipid scramblase 2. Gene Ontology annotation, molecular function: phospholipid scramblase activity. Lineage: Eukaryota; Metazoa; Chordata; Actinopteri; Osteoglossiformes; Mormyridae. Gene Ontology annotation, cellular component: plasma membrane. Gene Ontology annotation, biological process: plasma membrane phospholipid scrambling. The record is from RefSeq and is a predicted model, not a curated record.
CACCAUGGUUCCGGCCCGACGUGGGAGUCCCGUUAUAGUGGGAGGAAGGUCCUGGAGGGAGGUCGCUGGUUCGCUGUCUUACCCAGGGCUCAGCCAUGGAUAUGUACAUGAUGCCCAACCCCUCCAUGCCUGGUGUCCCCCCAGGUCUGGAGUACUUAACACAGGUUGACCAGCUGCUUAUAAAACAAAGGGUCGAACUUAUCGAAGCCCUCGCCGGCUUCGAGAGCAACAAUAAGUACGAGAUCCGCAACUCCUUGGGCCAGAACGUGUUCUUCGCGGUGGAGGAGAACGACUGCCUGAGCCGGCAGUGCUGCGGCCCGCUGCGCUCCUUCACCAUCCGCGUGCUCGACAAUUUCGGCCACGAGGUCAUCACCAUCACGCGGCCCCUCAAGUGCACCUCCUGCCUCUUCCCCUGCUGCCUGCAGGAGAUGGAGGUGCAGUCGCCCCCAGGGAACACGGUGGGCUACGUGCUGCAGCAGUGGCACCCCAUCUUCCCCAAGUUCAUCAUCGAGAACGAGCGGCGGGAGCAGGUGCUGAAGCUCCACGGGCCCUUCUGUGGCUGGAGCUGCCUGCCAGACGUCGACUUCGAGAUUCUCACCAUGGACGAGAUCAAUAAGAUCGGCAAGAUCAGCAAGCAGUGGACGGGCCUCUUGCGGGAGGUGUUCACCGACACGGACAACUUUGGCAUCCAAUUCCCCAUGGACCUGGACGUCAGGAUGAAGGCGGUGAUGAUUGGCGCGUGCUUCCUCAUCGACUUCAUGUUCUUUGAGAACAACCAGUAGAAGCCGGACAUCCUGGAGAAAGACCUGUCGUGGCAUGGAGUGGGAUCCUCUGCUAAGAUGCAUUCAUCUGUGUUCCUCUUAUAAUCAUCUCAGUUUGGAAGGAAGGACUUCACUUUCCACAAAACAAGGGAUUCUUGCGGUAUGUGGCUUAUGGCCACCUCUCAGGGGUGACUCCCCAGGGCCUCCUCCUUGGGGAGUACUGUCAGAUUUGGAGUUGGGGGCAGAUGUUUCCUGGGUUUGCCCCUUGCAGUCACUGCCAGGUACAGGGGGGUGGGCUUGAAGGCUUUUAGCUUAACGCUCAGACCUCAAAGCUCAUCAGCAUGGAGCUGGGCAAAAUUCACGCAUGCAGCAGAGCGACCGUCUGCCGGAAAGCAGGACGCCCCCCCCCCCCAACCCACACACACAGCUAGCAAGGCUUUGCACUGUUUGUAGCAACAGGGUGAGGCAACCUCAGACAAUUCACAAGCAGCAUGAGACCGUUUGACGAUAAGUCCUUCUCUUUGGGUUUGACUGUCCUCCUUACUAAGAAACAGAUGUGUUAACUAUGUGUAUCAAAAAAAAUAUUUAAACUACUAAUUUUAUUGUUUUUUAAUUUAUUAACUUUUUAAGGCUUUUGUAAAUAUCCUUUUGAAAUGUCAGCAAUGUUCCACCAGGGGCCAGUAGUUCUCUGUUCUGAACAGAUACCAAUGAUUUCAAGUCCGAUGUGGGAUGAUCACCAAUAAAGCCGGUGAAUGUAAAUAAAGUUCUGAAUGUGAUUGAGUAAGUCAGCUGUGAGAUAUAACACUAAUUAAUAUGUAAUUAUUAGUGCUGCAUGAUGGUUGGAAGCUCUUUAUUGCAUUAUACCUGCUGUUUUCAUUUCCAGUAUUCUGGACUCGAAACUGAAAUGUCCCGUUUAUUAGUGAUGACUAACUAUUGUAUAUGAAGUGGCUUCAGUGAUGGUCCGGCAGUUGCUGAAUUUAAUCCCCGACUAGUACUGCAUCUGUUAGUGCUGCUGGUUCUGUUCGGUUUCUGAAAUGUGCAUGCGGCUAUUUAAAAAAGCAAGUUGUGAACAGGGGGAGGUUUUGCGCGGGUCGUUCUGGAAUGCAUUCCGAGGAAUUGGAAUGGAAGGCUCCCAUGCCUGCCUCUUUAUUUAAAACGUGAUCGUCUGCCAGUACCUCGACGCUGACAAAUCGGUGCUGUUACGCGAACAAUCUGCUGGCCUCCGAUUCACCCUUUUACACGUGAGGCCCCCUCCCUUCUCAUCAGUACAUAUCCUUCCACAAGGCGGGGGCACAAAACAUCUGCGAUUUUUAAAACAAAAACCAUGAUUAUGUCCAUCCAUUUGUUACGUUCCUGGGCCACGUCCCAAGUGAACUGUCUGUCUCAUCUUUUAGUAAGAGGCAUUGACACCCCCGCUGCGACCUUUGAUUAAGAAAUAUAUUAUAAUUGCAGUGGAGUCUCCUGCCUUUGGGGGGUGCUGUGUGCUUGGCAGCUACUCUGCUGCGCCACUGUUGUCCAGGAGUUAGGCCCUUAACAGCCCCCCCCCCCCCCAAAAUGGGCACUGGAUUAAUGGCUGGCUCUGGGCUCUGAUCCCCACAUUCUGCUUAUAAAUGGGUGCCAGAACCACAGCCUGCGUUUUGUGAGACUGUGCAUGAGAUAUUAACUGAACCGUUAGCCCCAAACCCUCUGUCUUCUGCUCUAUCAUCUCACCAGAUGGUAAUAAGUGUAAAGCUUUCUUCACUUUGGGUUUGGUUGGUGUUACAGAUGGGGAUGACAUUUGAGGGAAGUCUUUCUGCGAGUCACACUAGUGUGAUGUCAGCUUUGACCUCUGACCUCAGUAGCAUCUGUUACAGUGCAUGUGUUUACUCUUGCCUGGUUAAUGUGCACAGGUCGUGGUGACUUCUUCACUAACCUGCUUUGAAUGGGUAACUCAGUUGUUUGCUUCGAAAGCGCCAUAAAAAGCUAUAAAAGCUGUUCUGGUCUCCGCUCCUGUCCCCUCUAUGCAUUGUACUGGGUCUCACACUUAAAUAACCUGGGCGGUCCUGGCUAGGCGGUGUCCCCCAAGCAGGCCACACAAGCUGUUUGAGCCAAAAGAAAACUGAGAGAGAACAAAAUCAAUAAUCCCCUAAUAAUCUCUGUAUUUUUCUCAAGGCAGGGUGGGGCCCUGAUGCUUCCAGAGCACUGGGCUACAGUCUAUACAUUAAUCCAAAUGUGAAUUAUCAAUGCAGUUUUAGGGUUGCGCCAUUUCCUGGUUUUUCUGUGACCUCUAAGCAGCCCCCCCCCCCCCAGGAGAGUGUGGGGGUUUAGUUCAAACAGUGCCGCAUUCCAUUUGCUUAGAAUUCCCUGUGUUGGAAAAUUACAGAUGCGUGGGAAUGUGAAUGUUUCUCCAGCCACUCGAGUGCUGCAGCUUAAGGCUGAUCUCUGCAUGGCGCCGAUGCCAUGGCUGCCGUAAGUGACCUGCGCAAGUGACCUGCGCCGUCACCAGUAUUUAUACUUGUAGCAAUUACUCUGCCAAAUGUGAUGUAUUCAGUUGUUGAAUCGUGCAAUUGAAACAGGUAGAAAAAAACAUUUAACAAGGCAUCCAUUUAUCGAGUCCCAGUUACAUUUGUGCUGCUCCAAAUUUCCCGUAGACAAAUCUGGAAAAAUGUCAAGUCACUACAAAGUUACUUUGUGUGUGUUUUUUUCCCUUCUAAAGUUAGUGUCUAUACUUUUUACUUUAGUGUUGUACAAAUAAACUUAAUGGGGGUGAGUGAAA